AGCGGCCUCCGCACCAGGGUCCGCGGCCCCGGGCGUCGCCUAGCAACCGGGCCGCCAGGGGCUAGGCUGCGCGGGCGACACCGCCUUCCGGCGUCCCCGGAAGUGGCGUCAGCGCCAGGCCCCGCCCCAGCAGAGGCGGAAGUGGAGCCGCCCGGGUCUCCAGCGUUCCCGGGAGCUCGGCCCAGCGUUGCCGCCUGGGCCCAUGGCCGCCUACUCCUACCGCCCGGGGCCCGGGGCUGGCCCGGCCGGGGGCGCGGCGCUGCCGGACCAGAGCUUCUUGUGGAACGUUUUCCAGAGGGUUGAUAAAGACAGGAGCGGGGUGAUAUCAGACAACGAGCUUCAGCAAGCACUCUCCAACGGCACAUGGACUCCAUUUAAUCCAGUGACUGUCCGCUCCAUCAUAUCUAUGUUUGACCGAGAGAACAAAGCUGGCGUGAACUUUAGCGAGUUCACUGGCGUCUGGAAGUACAUCACAGAUUGGCAGAAUGUCUUCCGCACCUACGACAGGGACAACUCUGGGAUGAUCGACAAGAACGAGCUCAAGCAAGCACUCUCAGGUUUUGGGUACCGGCUCUCUGACCAGUUUCAUGACAUCCUCAUUCGCAAGUUUGACAGACAAGGACGGGGGCAGAUUGCAUUUGAUGACUUCAUCCAGGGCUGCAUUGUCUUGCAGAGGUUGACAGAUAUAUUCAGGCGUUACGAUACGGAUCAAGACGGCUGGAUUCAGGUGUCAUAUGAACAGUAUCUGUCCAUGGUCUUCAGCAUCGUAUAACCCUGGCCUUUGCACACGGCAACGUGACUUAUGCAAGGACGGCUCAAAGAUGCCAAAUCUCCCUUUAAAGAAGUGGGACACAGAUGCAGCCAGCUCUUCCUUUAGAUUUCAUAUCACUAACGUUUGGGACCGACUGUAUAUAUGUGGAUAAGCUGAUAAGGUUUUUGCGAAUAUAAUAAUACUUAUAAUCAUUAUUUACACACAGACCUUUGAUUUGAGACUGUCCAGUUGUGCCAUGAGGUUAGAUAUGAUAAUGUUUCAGGGUAUCCUGCAUGCAAAAAAUCCAUCAUGUGCAUUUCUAGAGAACUCGAGUUCUAUAGUGGAAGUACUUUUAUUAGCCAAUAGGAAUUUAAAAAUAAUACGGAACUUGCACAGAGGCUUUUACGUGCCUUACAUUUUUAAAAUGCGGUUUAUUGUAUUUGUUUGAAUAUGCAACCUAAGCAAUAAAGCACAUGCGCCCUC
Molecule: messenger RNA, 1234 nt
Organism: Canis lupus familiaris (dog)
Lineage: Eukaryota; Metazoa; Chordata; Mammalia; Carnivora; Canidae
Gene: PDCD6
Product: programmed cell death 6
Exons: 6
Coding region: 203-772 (189 amino acids)
Molecular function (GO): calcium ion binding
Source: RefSeq, a predicted model, not a curated record